Danaus plexippus (monarch butterfly) is the source of this 2351-nucleotide messenger RNA. Its product is annotated as gastrula zinc finger protein XlCGF57.1-like. NCBI's taxonomy places the organism in Eukaryota, Metazoa, Arthropoda, Insecta, Lepidoptera, Nymphalidae. Bases 89 to 2281 code for a protein of 730 amino acids. Gene Ontology annotation, cellular component: nucleus. Gene Ontology annotation, biological process: regulation of transcription by RNA polymerase II. The transcript has 13 exons. The record is from RefSeq and is a predicted model, not a curated record. Gene Ontology annotation, molecular function: DNA-binding transcription factor activity, RNA polymerase II-specific; zinc ion binding; RNA polymerase II transcription regulatory region sequence-specific DNA binding.
AGUUCAAAGCUACGUCGGCCAUUCCAUCGCGAUCUGUCAAAAACGCAAUCUCUGAGCCAUCGUAUUGUAGAAAAGUUCAUUAUAAGUUAUGGAAAACUCAACUAAUGAAAAUGACUAUGAGAAUAAAAUACCUCUGAAUGCAAUCGUAAAUAUAAAACCAACUAGUUCUGCGCAUCAUAAAUUUGAGAAUGUUUUGAUAGAAAACGAUAUGAAAUUGAUAGCAAUAAACACCAUUGACGAUAUAAGAUACCUUUGCCGUAUUUGUCUUACAAAUGAAGAUAACAUGAUCUCUUUAAUGUCUACUAUUGAUUCAGAAUUGCUGGUGGAUAUAUUCUCUUAUGUUACAUCAAUAAAAGCACAAUUGGAGGCAGAUCUUCCUCAACAAAUUUGUGACACAUGUUACGAUGAUUUAUUACAAUGUUAUAAACUUAGAAAAAAGUCUUUGAAAUCAGAACAAACAUUGAGGAGAGUGUUGAAAUUAGAUUCCGGAUGCUGUUCUGACAAUAUGAGUGUGACAAUAAUGACAAAGGAAAAGGGAAUACAGACUGAUUGUAAUGAUUUGAUUAAAUUAUGCGAAGAGAAUGGUCCAAGAAGGAUUAACUUUAAGGACGAAGAUUUUAAAACAGAGUAUGAAGAAAAUCAUGAGGUUGAAUAUUUGGAUGAUGAUUUCUUUGAAUCAAAUGAUAUUGUCACAAAAGAUGUUGUCAGUAGCGUGAACAGAGAAACACAGCAAAAUGAUAUGAAAACAUUGAUAGAAAUGAAAUCUGAAAAAGCGGUAAAAGUGAAAAAUAAAAUUUUAUUUUGUAAAAUAUGUUCGAAGAACUUCCGUAAAAUAAAAACAUUAAGAGCUCAUAUGAAGAAGUGUAGAAAUACAGAAGUGAAAAAUUCUUUUCCCUGCGGAAAAUGUAAGGAGACAUUCAGCCAUGAACAAGACCUGCGCAUACAUUCAGCAUUACAUACCAAAGGAAAUAAAUGGACUUGUAACGAAUGUCAGAAAGAAUUCACUGAGAGGAACCGUUUCCGUCGUCACAUCCGCCGUCACAUGGCGUGCUGGAGGCUGGCCUGUGACGCGUGCGGCAAGACCUUCGCUGAGCCGUGCGCGCUACGCAGACAUGCGCGUGUUCAUACCGGCGAGAGAAAAGAGAAGACACUGCGCUGCGACAUCUGUGACAAACGUUUCAGCGACCGCACCCAGCUAGCGACUCAUUCCACCCGUCAUAGCGGCCUCAUGCCCUGUUCGUGUUCCGUCUGCGGUAAGGCGUUUCCAUCUCAGAGACUGCUCGCCUCGCACGCUCGUGUACACUCAGACUUGAAGCCCUACGCCUGUCUCUACUGUGACAAACGAUUCAGGCACGAGUCCACCAGGAACACACACCAUCGCACCCAUACCGGCGAGAAGCCAUACGUAUGUUCCAUAUGCGGAAAAACCUUCAUACAGAACUCUAACCUCAAGCUGCACAUGAGGACUCACACGGGUGAGAGGCCCUACACCUGCAACGACUGCGGCAGCAAAUUCACUUCCAGCUCGUCUCUGACGUGUCACCGCCGAAUACACACGGGAGAGAAACCAUACGAAUGUCCUGUCUGCGGGAAGAGGUUCGCUCGAACUCACAUAUCUACUCAUCUGCGAUCUCACUCUGGCGAGCGACCUUUCGCUUGUUGCGCUUGUCCACGCGCGUUUAUCAGUGCUGCGAGGCUGAAGGACCAUUGUCUUGUACACACAGGAGAGAAACCCUUCGAGUGUGCUAUUUGUUCGGAGAAGUUCGGUCGGAAAAAUUACUUGGUAAAGCAUCUCCGGACUCACAAAAAUAAAGUAAAUAAGGAUACGGUGAAAAAUCAGGAAAUAGUUAUUCUCCAGGAAGUGCCAUUUGUUGUGGAGGAUAGCGUUAUAUACAACGAGGACCCCGGCAACGAAGUAUCCCUAGACACCGGCGUCAAUACUGUUAGUAACAAAAAUAUAACUUUGGAAGUGUCCGAGGAAAUCCCAAUAGGGGUCUCGGGAGAACUUAUUUUACACGAAAAUGGUGAAGAGAAGACAGAGCUGGUGGUGGUGGACAACAUUCAGAAUGGUAUGAAUUUCACCAACGGUGAUAUGUGUCUUGAUGGGAACGUCAACUAUGUGAAUGAUGUCAGUUUAGUUGGAGUCAACGAUGAUGUACCAUCAUCAGCCUCAUCUGCCGAGGAAACCACCAUGAAACUUUACAAAUUGGACCAAAGUUUAGUACAAAUACAAACAUCCACCGGACAACUUACAAUAAGGAAAAUGACAGCUAACUUUUAAACAGGUUUUAGUAUGAUAAUCACAAAGAAAAAAUUGUUUGUAGAAAAUUAAAUUACUUAUUUGCCAAAAA